This is a messenger RNA of Tripterygium wilfordii, 1208 nucleotides long. RefSeq names its product cyclase-like protein 2. Bases 119 to 928 code for a protein of 269 amino acids. The transcript is spliced from 7 exons. The record is from RefSeq and is a predicted model, not a curated record. Gene Ontology annotation, molecular function: arylformamidase activity. Lineage: Eukaryota; Viridiplantae; Streptophyta; Magnoliopsida; Celastrales; Celastraceae.
ACACAUCACCUCACCACUCUCACCACUCUGGUUCUGCAACUGAGUACUUAUCUACUCGUCAAGUUCAAGUUCAAGUUCAAGUUCCAGUUCAAACAGACUGCCACUUCAGUCUCCGUGGAUGGCCUUUCUAUUCCUUUUAUUCCUUGUUCUCUCUCCCUUCUUACCUUUCACGGCGGGCCCCACCUCCGCUGCCUACCCCUCUGUUACCGACACGGCCAGUUGCUCUCUGUCGAACGAUGAUCUAAUUCCGAUUCGCCGAGAAGUAUACGAUAAUGGAAGAAUCUUCGACAUCAGCCACCGCUACACCAAAGACAUGCCGGCGUGGGAGUCCAAGGAGGGGUUGGGACAGUUCCUAUGGCUCCGUGCCAGCAUAAAGAACGGCUCACUCGCUAACAACUCCGAGAUGAAGCUCCCCACUCACACCGGCACGCACGUCGAUGCACCGGGUCACUUUUAUGACCACUACUUCGAUGCUGGCUUCGAUGUCGACACCCUCGACCUUGAAGUCCUCAAUGGUCCUGCUUUACUUGUUGAUGUUCCUAGAGACAAGAACAUAACAGCUGAGGUUAUGCAGUCUUUGAACAUUCCUAAGGGAGUACGACGUGUGCUUUUCAGGACAUUGAACACUGACAGGCGGCUUAUGUUCAAAAAAGAGUGUGACACCAGCUAUGUGGGAUUUAUGAAGGACGGGGCAAAAUGGUUGGUAGAGAACACUGACAUCAAACUUGUGGGGAUUGAUUAUUUAUCUGUUGCUGCUUAUGUUGAUUUGAUUCCGUCGCAUCUGGUUUUUCUGGAAAGCAGGGAAUUCAUCCUCGUGGAAGGCCUGAAACUUGAUGACAUCCCAGCAGGGAUAUAUUCGGUUCAUUGUUUGCCUCUAAGAUUGCUUGGCGCUGAAGGAUCACCAAUAAGAUGCAUUCUGAUUAAAUAAUAGAUAUAUUUUCCUUUUGAAGUUGCAUGGUCCUGCCCUCAUGCUAGCUGGUGAAUCUCCUGCGGAGACAACAAUAGCUGGUGAAGUUAGGUCACGCCUUCUUAAAGCUGGAUGGAUUUGCUAUGUAUAGACACUCAGAAAUAUGGAGUAUGCUCGCGUAUGUGCAGUCUGCUGUAAUUGCUUAAUGAACAUGACACGACACUGAUUUUACAUAUUUUGGUCCAAAUUAUCUUAAGCAGAUUAUUAGUAAUUUAUGCUUGUUCUUGUCUUUUUUGUCUUU